AUGAAGGAUUGGUCAAAAAGGCUCGAUGAUUCUCCAUGGGCUUGUAGGACAGCAUUCAAAACACCCACAGGAAUGUCACCUUAUUUUUUGGUAUUUGGGAAGGCUUGUCAUUUUCCUGUGGAGCUUGAGCAUCGGGUAUGUUGGGCUGCUAAGAAAUUGAAUGUGGAUUUGUACAAGGAUGGAGAAAAUAGGCUCAUGGAGUUAAACGAAUUGGAUGAAUUCCAUAAUGAGGUCUAUGAGAAUGUGAAGAUAUACAAGGAGAAGAUGAAGGCAUGUCAUGACAAGCAUAUUCUUCGCAAGGACUUUACAACCAAGGGAUAA
This is a messenger RNA of Humulus lupulus (European hop), 321 nucleotides long. RefSeq lists its product as uncharacterized. NCBI's taxonomy places the organism in Eukaryota, Viridiplantae, Streptophyta, Magnoliopsida, Rosales, Cannabaceae. Gene Ontology annotation, molecular function: nucleic acid binding. The record is from RefSeq and is a predicted model, not a curated record. The transcript has a single exon. The coding region runs from base 1 to 321 and encodes 106 amino acids.